AGUCUAAGAUCUCCGAAAAGAAGCUGGGAUCCUUCACUGCCUGAAAUUCUUGGUAACAAUGAACGUGUUCACUUUCACUACCGGAGAUUUUAUAAUAAAGCUGAAUUUUAAAGUGUCAACGACAUAGCUUUUACCCAAAAUGGAAGCUGACCUCGACACGUUACUUGACUCACACUUCUCCGAUUCCGACGACGAUUCCAACUCAAUCGUUCCUCACCGUACCAUCGAUGAAAUCCUCAACGAUUCCGAUGCAUCCACGUCAUCUUCUUCGCCUUCAUCCCCUCUCUCUUCUCAUCACCGUUCCGAUAACCGCCUUGCCCGGUCGAAUACCGUUCCGCAAGAAUUCGUGGAAUUGCUAGAGGAAAGAGAUGCUCUUUCAGAAGGACCGGCGGAAUCGUCGAAGACUAGUCCGUUCAAGCGGAUUGGUGAUCCGGUCUGGAGGGUUUCGUCAUCAUCUUCUUCGAAACAGCUUCCGACGCUGUUUGGUGGAGUGAAAUCCAAUGCGAAACCAGGGGCUGCGCUCGCGGCUGCGGCUGCGGCGUCGAGGUCGGUUCCGACUCCACAUGCGGCUGCUAUCAAGUCGAGGAGGGCGGUAAGUGGUGGGGUUCUUCAGAGGGUUGUAGGUAGUGAUGAUCAGGAUGUUAGCUCAUUGAAUGGGGAAUCGAUUGGGAUUAGCUCGAAAUCAAGCGUUUCAGGUGAAAAAUUAGAAAUUGAUGAUUAUACUAGUGAUAAUAAAAUGGGCGAUUUUCAAUCUGCUGAUGCCCAUCAAAAUAGUGAGGCUAAUGAGAGUAAAGAUAAGGAAAGUGAAGCUGAGAGAGUAAUUGAACGAAUUGACAGCUCUUCUAAGCUUGAUUUUGAUGACAGCUUGAAUAAAGAAGUUACAGUUUUGGGUUCGGGUGAAGUUUUAGAUAAUGAAAUUGACCCUGUUUCUGUGUCUGAGAAUUCUCUGGUUCUUGAUGCCAAUGAUUCAUAUGAAAAGAGUGUUUUGUCUUUGCCUAGCGUUGAUCAGGAGAGAAAUAUAAGUAAGGACUUGGAGAGGGUGGGUUUGGAAAGAAAGAACGUAGCAAGUGAUAUGCCCAGUUACGAAGAUGGUGAGGAAAAUGCUAGUGGUGGUGAUGAUAAAAGUUCAAUGAGUGAUAUUUCAGAGCUUGUAGAGGAGAGACUGGAGCAACUAGAGAGUGAGAUGAUGAGUAAAAGGGUGGAAAGCAAUGCACGUGCUACAAUGAAGCCGCUUGAACUGGCUGAGGAGCUUGAGAAGAAACAGGCUUCUACUGGUUUGCAUUGGGAGGAGGGUGCAGCUGCUCAACCCAUGAGGCUUGAAGGUGUUAGGAGGGGUUCAACCACGUUGGGAUACUUUGAUGUUGAUGCUAGCAAUAUAAUCACUCGGACUCUUUCAUCACAGGCAUUCAGGCGUGAUCAUGGCUCUCCUCAAGUUUUGGCAGUUCAUCUGAACUUCAUUGCCGUGGGAAUGACUAAAGGAGUCAUCAUCUUAGUCCCCAGUAAAUAUUCCACUCAUCAUGCCGACAGCAUGGAUCCUAAGAUGGUGAUACUUGGUUUGCAAGGGGAUCGGUCCCUUGCCCCUGUAACAUCCAUGUGCUUCAAUCAGCCAGGAGACCUUCUCUUAGCUGGCUAUGGUGAUGGCCAUGUCACAGUUUGGGAUGUUCAGAGGGCAUCAGCAACAAAAGUUAUUGCUGGAGAACAUAAUGCACCAGUGAUACAUACAUUAUUUCUGGGGCAGGAUUCUCAAGUUACUCGCCAGUUUAAAGCCGUUACAGGUGAUAGUAAAGGCUUGGUGCUGUUACAUGCUUUCUCAGUUGUUCCCUUGCUUAAUAGGUUCUCAAUCAAAACACAGUGUCUUCUUGAUGGACAAAAAACGGGCACCGUAUUGUCAGCUUCCCCACUUCUUUUUGACGGUUCAUGUGGGAGCACUUCAGUGACCUUUCAAGGGAAUGCUACUUCUACUAGCAGUAUUGGUAGCAAGAUGGGAGGUGUAGUUGGGGGAGAUGCAGGUUGGAAACUCUUCGCUGAAGGCUCUUCUAUGGCUGAAGAAGGUGUGGUCAUAUUUGUCACCUAUCAAACUGCUCUGGUGGUAAGGCUUACUCCAACAUUAGAAGUCUAUGCGCAACUUUCUAGGCCGGAUGGUGUGCGGGAGGGUUCCAUGCCAUACACUGCAUGGACAUGUAUGGCGCAGCCUUGUGGAUCUUCAUCAGAAAAUUCACCGACAGAAACAGCAGAGAGAACUUCGCUUCUUGCACUUGCAUGGGAUCGGAAAGUUCAGGUUGCAAAAUUGGUUAAAUCAGACCUAAAAGUAUAUGGGAAAUGGUCUCUUGACAGUUCAGCCAUUGCUUUGGCUUGGUUGGAUGAUCAGAUGAUGGUGGUUCUUACAAUGACAGGAAAACUCAACUUGUUUGCUAGGGAUGGAACCCUGAUUCACCAAACAAGUUUUGCUGUAGAUGGCUUGGGAGGAGAUGAUCUCAUUACAUAUCAUACUCACUUUGUUAAUAUCUUUGGAAACCCUGAAAAAGCUUAUCAUAAUUGUGUAUCUGUAAGAGGAGCAUCUGUAUAUAUACUAGGACCUAUGCAUCUUACUGUCUGCCGUCUCCUUCCAUGGAAGGAACGAAUUCAGGUUCUACGGAAAGCCGGUGACUGGAUGGGAGCUUUGAACAUGGCAAUGACACUUUAUGAUGGUCAAGCCCAUGGUGUUAUUGACCUUCCUAGAAACCUGGAUGCGGUGCAGGAGACCAUAAUGCCCUAUCUUGUAGAGUUGCUUUUGUCGUAUGUGGAUGAAGUGUUUUCCUAUAUUUCUGUGGCAUUAGGUAACCAAAUUGGUAAGGUGGAGCAGCCAGAUGACCGGGAAAGUAGAAAUGGUUCCGUGCACUCAGAAAUAAAAGAGCAAUUCACCCGUGUUGGUGGUGUUGCUGUUGAAUUUUGUGUCCAUAUCAGGAGGACUGACAUUCUUUUUGAUGAAAUUUUCUCCAAAUUCGUGGCUGUUCAGCAAAGAGAUACAUUUUUAGAGCUUCUGGAGCCAUACAUAUUGAAGGACAUGCUUGGAUGUUUGCCUCCUGAGAUAAUGCAAGCGCUGGUAGAACAUUACAGCAGCAAAGGAUGGUUGCAGCGAGUUGAACAGUGUGUUCUCCACAUGGAUAUUUCGUCCUUGGACUUCAAUCAGGUUGUCAUUUUAUGUCGGGAGCAUGGUUUAUAUGGUGCUCUGGUGUAUCUUUUCAACAAAGGAUUAGAUGAUUUCAGGGCACCUUUAGAGGAGCUGUUAGUAGUUUUACGAAAUAGUCAAGGAGAAAUUGCUUCUGGCCUUGGGUACAGGAUGCUUGUUUACUUGAAGUACUGCUUUACAGGUCUUGCUUUUCCACCAGGCCAAGGGACUCUUCCACCAUCACGCUUGUUGUCUCUUAGGACUGAACUUCUGCAGUUUUUGUUAGAGGUUUCUGAUUGUCAGGAUAAAAAAUUAGCUUCAACUUCGGCUUUUGAAGGGGCAUACCUUAACCUGUAUUAUCUCUUAGAGUUGGAUACUGAGGCCACUUUAGAUGUUCUCAAAUGUGCUUUCAUAGAAGAGAAAUCCCCUGAACCGGACUCCUCUUUUUCUGAAUCUGGAGAUGCAAAUGAGGAAGCUAAAAAGGAGAAAGAUUUGAUGGCUGAAUCUGAAACAAUGUUGGUUCAGAAAACCAUUGGUGCUCUGGUUCAUGUUCUUGGUAAGAAUACCCUUCAAACAGAUGGGCUUGCAAGCUAUGAUGACUCUGAAUUUAUCGAAGCAUGGCCUACAAAAAAGGACAUGGGAUAUCUGUUUGAGUUUAUCGCAUGCUAUGUUGCAUGUGGAAGAGCUAAAAUCCCAAAAACUGUUCUAAAUCAGAUUUUGGAAUACUUGACUUCAGUAAAUGACAGUUCACAAAGUGUUUCUACCAUGAGUACUGAAAGAUCCAAAAGAAGAGAGAAGCAAUUACUGGCACUUUUGGAGGUAGUGCCAGAAACUGAUUGGGACCAAUCUUAUGUGCUACAGUUAUGUGAGAAUGCAUGCUUUUACCAGGUUUGCGCCUUAAUUCAUACCAUCAGACAUCAGUAUCUUGCUGCUCUCGACAGCUAUAUGAAAGAUGUGGAAGAGCCAAUUCAUGCCUUCGCAUUUAUCAACAACAUGUUAAUGCAGUUGAGCAAUGGAGAUUUUACUAUUUUCAGAUCAGCAGUCAUCUCUCGAAUUCCAGAGCUGGUUAAUUUAAGCAGAGAGUUGACAUUAUUCUUAAUUGUUGACCAUUUUAAAGAAGAAAGUUCUCAUAUCCUAUCUGAACUUAACUCUCAUCCAAAAAGCCUUUUCCUUUACUUAAAGACGGUCAUUGAGGUUCACUUAUCAGGCACCUUCAACUUCUCUUGUUUAAGAGAAGAAAAGAUUGUAGAUGUCUUGAGUGAAAAAAGGGGGAAAGAAUCAGAAAAAGUCCUUAAAGCCUACUUGGAAAAUUUGUCUAAUUUCCCCAAGUAUCUGCGACAUAAUCCUCUUCAUGUAACUGAUGGUAUGAUUGAGCUUUAUCUGGAGUUAUUAUGUCAGUUUGAACGGGAUUCAGUGCUCAAGUUCUUGGAAACUUUUGAUAGCUAUCGAGUUGAACACUGUCUCCGCCUGUGCCAGGAACAUGGAAUCAUAGAUGCAGCUGCAUUUUUAUUAGAAAGGGUUGGUGAUGUUGGUAGUGCUCUUUUGCUUACACUUUCUAGCCUUAAUGAUAAAUUUACAGAGCUUGAUACUGCCAUCGGAAAUGCGGUCUCUAAGGUGUCUUUGAGUAGAUCUGGUAGCAUGGAGUAUUUCAACUCUGUUUUGAAAAUGAAGGAGGUGAAUGACAUACGCAAUUUAUUGCAAGCCUGUAUUGAAUUAUGCCAACGGAAUACCCCUCGUUUGAAUCCAGAAGAGUCUGAGAUGCUUUGGUUUAGAUUACUUGACUCAUUUUGUGAACCUUUGAUGGGUUCGUACUGCAAUGAUAGGGUAUCUGAGAAGGAAAAUCAUGCGGGACUGGUUGGGUCAUUGGGCUCUCAAGAUGAAGAAGAAUGCAUAAUCAAGUGGAGGAUACCGAAAUCUCACAAAGGUGGUCAUAUAUUGAGGAAAUUGUUCUCUCAAUUCAUCAAAGAGAUUGUUGAGGGAAUGAUAGGAUAUGUUCGUCUUCCAACUAUUAUGUCAAAACUCCUAUCUGAUAAUGUCGGUCAGGAAUUUGGAGAUUUUAAGCUUACCAUAUUGGGAAUGCUCGGAACUUAUGGCUUUGAAAGAAGAAUUCUGGAUACUGCAAAAUCUUUGAUCGAGGAUGACACAUUUUACACAAUGAGCUUACUGAAGAAGGGAGCUUCUCAUGGAUAUGCACCUCGAAGUUUAUUAUGUUGUAUAUGCAACAGCCUUCUUACCAAGACCUCUUCUAGCUUUCGUGUUCGGGUUUUCAGUUGUGGUCACGCAACUCAUAUUCAAUGUGAGCUUCUGGAAAACGAGUCAUCAACUAGAGGCUUGUCGUCUGGAUGCCCUGUUUGUUUGCCCAAGAAAAACACUCACAAAUCUAGAAGUAAAUCUGCUUUUACAGAGAAUGGUUUAGUUAGUUCGUUGCCCUCAAGAUCCCAACCAGCACAAGGAUCAACAUUACACCCUCACGAAAACGACACACUAGAUAACUCUUACGGCCUUCAACAAAUAUCGCGGUUUGAAAUAUUAAGUAACCUUCAAAAAGACCAGAGAUUAGCCCAGAUAGAAAAUUUACCACAGUUGAGGCUUGCACCGCCGGCGAUUUAUCACGAAAAAGUGAAGAAAGGAAGUGGAGUAUUAGCAGCAGGGGAAAGCAGCAGUCAAGUAGGUGGAAUCCAAAAACCAAACAAAAACAAGCAACUCAAGGAUCUAAAAUUAAAGGGAUCAUCUCUCAGAUUCCCACUAAAAUCAAGUAUUUUUGGCAAGGAGAAAACAAGCAAACCAUAGGAGAGGAUUGGCACGGUAAAUUAUACUGUAGAUGAACUCACACACACAAAAAAAAAAAAAGAGAGUUAAUUUAAGAUGCAUGAUGAUUUUGAGGUUUUGAUUUUGUUAAAUCCGUGUUGGAAUAAAAUUUUCAUAGAAAUAUUCAUCA
This is a messenger RNA of Gossypium raimondii (Peruvian cotton), 6086 nucleotides long. RefSeq lists its product as uncharacterized. The coding region runs from base 140 to 5938 and encodes 1932 amino acids. Gene Ontology annotation, biological process: protein targeting to vacuole; vesicle-mediated transport; endosomal vesicle fusion. Gene Ontology annotation, molecular function: protein binding. The record is from RefSeq and is a predicted model, not a curated record. Lineage: Eukaryota; Viridiplantae; Streptophyta; Magnoliopsida; Malvales; Malvaceae. The transcript is spliced from 19 exons. Gene Ontology annotation, cellular component: HOPS complex; late endosome.